GUGAGUGUGUCUUGGUUGUUCUGGGCAGUACCUCCGGCCGUGUCCUUAUCUGAGGAUGUCUGAGAGUCUGUGCUCAGCGUGGGGCCUGUGUGUUCCGGGGCGCUGGUUGGGGGUCCCGGUAUGUACACGGUAUAAUGGUGAUAGUAGGUAAGGGACAGCGGCCUUCUCUGCAGAGCCGUCCAUCACUGCCGGGCCUGCAGACAGGACUGUCAGCAUAAACUUUCUGUGCCCUCUGCCUGGCUCUGUCUGCCCCAGGUGUGUCCACUCCCUCUGGUACCCCUCCCCUUCCCAAGGCCACAGGCAGCUGUGGCGAGAGCCUGCGACUUCAGCCUCUUGCCUGCCCUCCCCUCAGCCCCCAUGGGCAUCCCCUGACACCCAUGGGGGUGGCAUGUGUCCAGAGAUUGUUCUAGGCACUGGUCGGGGCACAGAUGUUGCUGCCCCCUUCCCUUGCCUGGCAUGUGACUAUCUUUUGUGUCUCUUGAAGCCAAUGCUAGCACAGGGGGGUGGGGGAGAGGUUGGAAUUGAGACUCAGAUGGGGAUGGCGCUGUUAAGUGAACCUCUCCACCCCAGCCCAAGCCUGGCAUUACCCCCAGCCUACAAGUCUAACUCAGGUAAACCCUCCAUCCCAGCAGGGCCCCUUGACUCCACCCCUGUCCAACUCCUCUCUGCCCCAAAAGCGUUCAGGUGGCCCAGGACACCCCUCUGUGAUGUCCUUCCCCUGUCAGGGACCCUCAGGGUCCCUCUUCUCUGCCAGUGGCUCUGAAGCCUGGGCAUUCUGUCUGCUUGUGCCAGGCACCCCAGUGCCAGGCCAUCUGCAGCCUCUGUCUUCCUGCUGAGACUGGCACCGGUCAGCAGGGUGCCUACAGCUUUGCCAAGAACCAGCCCAGCCUCUGGGCUCCCUUCCUUGUCCUUAGCCAUCUGUAAGGGCCUUCUGGUCUCUAGGGAAGACAGGGUAACCCUAGGUUAUGGUGAACAAGGAGGCACCUGACGUCCCCUACUCUAGGACAACAGGAAGUCUUCCUCUCUCUCUAGCUGGCUCUAGGACAUUGCCCACACUUCUAGUCCCUACAACUCCUUUUGCUUAUGCUGGCUCCCCAUUCAUUGCCCAACAUUGUGAAGUGACUGGUACCUGUCCCCUUUGCUCUGUAAUGCUGGGCCAUUGCGUUACAAAGACCUCCUGCCCUGGCCUUGGCCGCCAGCCUCCCUCUUCCACUCCCUGCCGUACCAGCACCCCCUGGACUCCAGAUCUGACCCCACUGUGCUUCACUCAGAUGUUUUCUGCCUGUCCAGCGCAGCCCACCCAGCUGCCCCCAGCCCCUCUUUGUGGCCCACUCUGCUACUUUCCCAGACCCUGUACCCUAGCCAGAUUGGACCAGUGACUAUUCCCUCAACACACUCUCUACCCACCUGCCCCAGGGCAUUUGCCCAUACCAUCCCUCUGCUCUACAUGCCUUUCCUCCCAAUCUCCAGCAGCUCAUUUUUCAGGACCCAGCUCAAAUGUCACCUCUUCCGGGAAGUUUCCCCUGCCCAUCACCACCAGAUGCCCCUUCUCUGACCCCACAGCUCCAGUUCAUCUCUGCCGUUGUCUCCUGAGUUCCCUAUGUCAUGGUCUUCGGCACCUUUCCUACCUGUGAUUCUCCAAGUUACGUGACUAGGAUGCAUGGCUUGUGAACAUCUGGAAGGGCUCUCCCUUGUCCCUGCCAGCAAGUCUGGAGCCUGCCCAGGGCUGGCCCGGGACUCGCCAAACUACUGGAGUUUCAAGACCCGCAGCUCGCGCCACACUCAGGGAGCCCAGCCCGGGCUGGCAGACCAGGCAGCCAAGCUGUCAUACGCCUCGGCUGAGUCGCUGGAGACCAUGUCGGAGGCGGAGCUGCCCCUGGGCUUCAGUAGGAUGAACCGCUUCCGACAGAGCCUGCCCCUCUCCCGCUCCGCCAGCCAGACCAAGCUGCGCUCGCCAGGGGUGCUGUUCCUGCAGUUCGGGGAGGAGACUCGGCGCGUGCACAUCACGCACGAGGUCAGCAGCCUGGACACGCUGCACGCGCUCAUCGCGCACAUGUUCCCGCAGAAGCUCACCAUGGGCAUGCUCAAGUCGCCCAACACCGCCAUCCUCAUCAAAGACGAGGCUCGCAACGUCUUCUACGAGCUGGAGGACGUCCGGGACAUCCAGGACCGAAGUAUUAUCAAGAUCUAUAGGAAGGAGCCUCUUUACGCCGCUUUCCCUGGCUCACACCUUACCAACGGGGACCUCCGGAGAGAGAUGGUGUAUGCUUCACGGGAGUCAUCGCCCACACGGCGUCUCAACAACCUGUCGCCGGCGCCGCACCUAGCGUCCAGCUCUCCGCCCCCGGGCCUGCCAUCCGGGCUGCCAUCCGGGCUGCCGUCGGGACUCCAGUCCGGGCUCCCGUCGGGGCUCCCGUCCGGGCUCCCCUCGGGGCUGCAGUCGGGCUCGCCGUCACGCUCGCGCCUCUCCUACGCCGGGGGGCGCCCGCCCUCCUACGCUGGCAGUCCGGUGCACCAUGCGGCCGAGCGGCUGGGGGGUGCCCCAGCCGCCCAGGGCGUCAGCCCCAGCCCUAGCGCCAUCCUGGAGCGGCGCGAUGUGAAGCCGGACGAGGACCUGGCAGGCAAGGCAGGCGGCAUGGUGCUGGUGAAGGGUGAGGGCCUCUACGCCGACCCCUACGGGUUGCUCCACGAGGGCCGUCUGAGCCUGGCCGCGGCCGCCGGCGACCCGUUCGCCUACCCGGGGGCCAGCGGACUCUACAAGCGCGGCUCCGUGCGCUCGCUCAGCACCUAUUCCGCCGCCGCGCUGCAGUCCGACCUGGAAGACUCGCUGUACAAGGCGGCGGGCGGUGGUCCGCUCUACGGAGACGGCUAUGGCUUCCGCCUGCCGCCCUCGUCACCACAGAAGCUGGCCGAUGUGGCGGCACCCCCCGGAGGUCCCCAGCCUCCACACAGCCCCUACUCCGGGCCGCCCAGCCGUGGCUCGCCAGUGCGCCAGUCUUUCCGCAAAGACUCGGGCUCCUCAUCGGUCUUCGCAGAGAGCCCCGGAGGCAAGACACGCAGCACCGGGGGCUCCUCGACAGCCGGAGCUCCCCCUCCGGAGCUCUUCCCUGGGCCUGGGGAGCGCCCUCUGGUUGGGUUUGGGCCACCGGUGCCAGCCAAGGACACGGAGACCAGGGAGCGCAUGGAGGCCAUGGAGAAGCAGAUUGCCAGUCUCACAGGCCUGGUACAGAGCGCCCUACUACGAGGCUCGGAGCCUGAGACCCCUAGCGAGAAGAUUGAAGGCUCCAAUGGAGCAGGCACCCCCUCAGCACCCUGCGGGUCCGGCAGCCGGAGCAGCGGGGCCACCCCAGUGUCCGGCGCUCCCCCGCCCUCAGCCGGCAGCACUCCUGCGGGGCAGCCCACGGCCAUCAGCCGUUUGCAGAUGCAGCUGCACUUGCGUGGCCUGCAGAACAGCACCAGUGACCUGCGCAGCCAACUUCAGCAAUUGCGAAAGCUCCAGCUACAAAACCUGGAGUCGCUGCGCGCGCUGCUGAAGGGCACGGAGGCGGAGCUGAGCAUGCGCGUGUCGGAGGCGGCGCGGCGGCAGGAGGACCCGCUGCAGCGGCAGCGCACCCUGGUGGAGGAGGAGCGGCUGCGCUAUCUCAACGACGAGGAGCUCAUUACCCAGCAGCUCAAUGACCUGGAGAAAUCGGUGGAGAAGAUCCAGCGGGAUGUAUCCCACAACCACCGGCUGGUGCCGGGCCCAGAGCUGGAGGAGAAGGCACUGGUGCUGAAGCAGCUCGGGGAGACGCUGACCGAGCUCAAGGCUCAUUUCCCAGGCCUGCAGAGCAAGAUGCGGGUGGUACUGCGUGUGGAGGUGGAGGCCGUGAAGUUCCUGAAGGAGGAGCCACAGCGCCUGGAUGGGCUCCUCAAGCGCUGUCGUGGGGUCACGGACAUGCUGGCCCAGAUCCGCAGGCAAGUGGACGAGGGUGUGUGGCCACCCCCCAACAGUCUCCUGAAUCAGUCUCCCAAGAAGGUGACCGCUGAGACGGACUUCAACAAGAGCUUGGACUUCGAAAUGCCACCCCCCAGUCCUCCGCUGAACCUCCACGAGCUGAGUGGGCCAGCCGAGGGAGCCCCUCCUACGCCCAAGGGGGGCAACCCCACCAAAGGCCUGGAUGCUGCUGGCAAGAGAAGUGUGGACAAGGCCGUGUCUGUUGAGGCUGCCGAGCGGGACUGGGAGGAGAAGCGGGCCGCCCUGACCCAGUACAGCGCCAAGGACAUCAAUCGGCUGCUGGAGGAGACCCAGGCAGAGCUGCUGAAGGCCAUCCCUGACCUGGACUGUGCGAGCAAGGCCCACCCAGGCCUGGCCCCCACCCCUGACCACAAGCCCCCCAAGGUCCCCCACGGCCAAAAGGCAGCCCCUCGGACGGAGCCCAGUGGAAGGAGGGGCUCAGAUGAGCUGACAGUGCCUCGGUACCGCACGGAGAAGCCCUCCAAGUCGCCCCCACCGCCCCCGCCCCGCCGGAGCUUCCCUUCCUCCCACGGCCUCACCACCACCCGCACGGGAGAGGUGGUGGUCACCAGCAAGAAGGACUCCGCCUUCAUCAAGAAGGCGGAGUCCGAGGAGCUGGAGGUGCAGAAGCCCCAGGUGAAGCUGCGCCGAACCGUGUCCGAGGUGGCCCGCCCCGCCUCCACGCCGCCCAUCAUGGCCUCUGCCAUCAAAGAUGAGGACGAUGAGGACCGUAUCAUCGCGGAGCUAGAGGUGUUUGAGAGAAGCUCAGUGUCUUCCCUCCCCCCCACGCCCCGCCGCCAGCCGAUCCCCACCUUGCUGGCACCCCAGGACCUGGGGCCCCCUGGGGGCUCAGCCCAGGGCCCCACACGGAAGGCUGCCCCAAGCCCCAGGGCCUUUUGUGUCCCCCGGAUCAUCUUGACAGAGUGUACCCCCAACCCUUCCUCCCCACCAGAGGCCAGGCCUGAGGAAGUUGGUCCCAGGACAACUCCCACCCCGCGCCCCCGGACCCUGGCUGGCAGUGGGAGAGGCUGCGAUGGUGCCCGGGCCCUGCCAGAGGUUGUGGCCAAGGCUUCCCAGCCCAGGAGCCCCUUGGCACCUGAGAAGGAAGGGACAGCUCUGAAGAGAUGGGGGAUAGAGAGCUGCGGCCCAGUGGAAGGAGGAGCUGAGGGCCCCUGCCCUUGGGGACCAGCCCUUGACGGGACUCAGGAGCUCUCUAUUGCUGACACCCAGCCUGAGAAGACCCCCGAGGACACCAGACAGGAUGCCCAAGCCGGCAGUGGGGAGCCCAGGGGCCAGCCUGCUGCAGGUCUAGGCUGCACAGUGAGAGGCGCCCCCACCCAGCGGAUGGACAGCCUGGAGGAGACUCUCCGGGAGCUAGAAGCCGCCCUGAGCCAGAUGGGCACUGCCCUCGCCGUGGGGCCCCCUGGCAGCCCUCCACCCCUGCCACCCGGUCCCCAGGUGGCUGCCUCCUCCCCUAGCCUCUCCUCUUGCCUUCAUGCUCUGAUCUCUUGGUCCUCAGAGCUGGAGGGAGUGGGGGGCUGCAGGAGCAUCACGCCAGCCCCCUCCUCCCACUGGCCUUUUCUCAGUUCCCGCCAGCCUCCUGGGAGCCCUGCGCCCGGUGGGGUUUGCAGGCAGAGCCCCGGGAGGCUGGGAAGCCGGCCUACCCAGGGAUCGGCCCAAGCAACCCUGGCAGGGACCAGGUCCUCUCCCCUCUGCUCUGUAUCUAUAAACCAACAAAUAAAGUUCUCUCCUCUUUUUCCAUCCCCGCGUUCCCUUCCCCCUCUCCUGUCUGACUCUCUGUGCCUCUGUUGUUUCUCUGUCUGCGCCUCUGAACCCCCAGCGUCGUCCUGGGUAGGGUGGUACCUGGGAUGGUUCAGAGGAGCUGGACUUGUCCAUCUCUAGGGAGACUUCCCCCCACACCCUCCCUUUCAGAGGAAGAUAUGGGUCCCACUCCGUCUGCCAUCACAGAGAUCCCCCCUGCAAAUCUCAGGCUUGUUCUGGGACACCCAGAAAAGGGUCCCUUGCCAGGAGGAGGGGUGAUGGCAGUGACUCUCACUUCAGAAGUGGCUCCCUCAGGAGGGUGCCUGCUGCCCUGGGCUGCUCAAGGAAACCCAAGCUCUGGCUGGGGAGCUGCUGGGAACGUGGCUGGGGGGCCCCUGCCCUCUCUUCUGCAGGGAGGCCUGAACCCUGGCCUUGGGGAGUGGACCUGUGUCCUGGGCAGGGAUAUGGAGGCAGGGAGGUCUGAGGGUCUCCAGGUGUCAAAGGACCCACCCAGGCGGUCCAAGCCCCAGAUACCCCAACCCAGGGCCUAGAAUUCUUGUGUGAUCCCACGUCCAACCGCCACCCUGUUCCUUUUC
This is a messenger RNA of Mustela erminea (ermine), 6351 nucleotides long. It is a transcript of the gene SRCIN1, whose product is annotated as SRC kinase signaling inhibitor 1. Gene Ontology annotation, cellular component: cytoplasm; postsynaptic density; actin cytoskeleton. The record is from RefSeq and is a predicted model, not a curated record. The transcript is spliced from 18 exons. Lineage: Eukaryota; Metazoa; Chordata; Mammalia; Carnivora; Mustelidae. Gene Ontology annotation, biological process: regulation of dendritic spine morphogenesis. The coding region runs from base 1661 to 5896 and encodes 1411 amino acids.